Messenger RNA from Trichobilharzia szidati, 306 nucleotides. Lineage: Eukaryota; Metazoa; Platyhelminthes; Trematoda; Strigeidida; Schistosomatidae. The record is from the annotation of a GenBank genome assembly.
AUGGCCGGUUUAGAAUAUGGUAUUCCAAAUUUAGCUAUGUACCAUACGUUUCACCAAAUAAACAAUCCUUUCAGUCUCCUCAGUCUUGUCUUCUUCACAUUUGGUGUCGCUGCCUCUGUCGGAGAUGAAGGUGCCGUGGCCGCAGGUGUUCGAGGAUGGAGAUGUGCGGACGUUCCUCAGGGACUUCGAAGCUGUCGCGGAGCUGGUUGGAGUGCAGGAGCAGAAGGCGAAGCUGGUGGUCUUGGGAACGCUGCUGAGGGGCCGCGCGAAGGCUGCGUACGACAACGCUCGGGAGCUGGAAGGUGA